Messenger RNA from Lasiosphaeria miniovina, 2755 nucleotides. RefSeq lists its product as uncharacterized. Bases 217 to 2397 code for a protein of 726 amino acids. NCBI's taxonomy places the organism in Eukaryota, Fungi, Ascomycota, Sordariomycetes, Sordariales, Lasiosphaeriaceae. The record is from RefSeq and is a predicted model, not a curated record. The transcript is spliced from 2 exons.
GUUCGUCCGCGCUGUCCGCCUUCUAUUCAUUGCCUUGGACCUUCUUUUUAGAGAAGCCAGCCUGGCGACCCGGGCGAGAGCAAACGGCGAAAAAACAGAAAGUGCAGAGGAGAGAAAAGGAAAGAACCCGACAGAAAGAGACCAGAGAGGCGUACAGGGGGCCCUCUAUUUCUCGUCCUUCCCGUUCCGCCGUUACGAGAUACGCCGCAUGGGAAUAUGGCCUCGCACCACGACCCAUUCAAGGCUCUCAGCCCAGUUGACUGGACAGCCUUUGUCGACGACGGCAACGAAAAGAAGGCGAUUAACAAGGACCGUCUAGCCGAACUACUCUCAACGACAUUUGAAAACGCCCAGGCCGUCAUCAACUCGAUCCCUGUCCCUGCUAGCGUCGCCGCCGUAACCAAAGCCGCCGCCGCCGCCGCCGAAACUGCAGCAACCACAGGCCGUGCCCGCUCACAAACCGACUCGGCCGUGCGCAGCAACAGCGAUUUUAACAUUCCCAGCAUCCUCUUAGCCGACAGCUCCGUCAGCAGGAAGGAUGCCGUGAACUCGGAGCUCCUGCGAAAGGAGUGGAGAGAUGUCAAGAUCAGCCCGCGCGACAAUCCGCUCAACAUCGGUGUUUAUAAACUGUCGGCCAAGGACGGCAAUGGCAGCUGGUUUGCGCGCCGCAGCAUCCAUCAUCCGUUCUCUCCCACCGCCAAUAGCGACACUGGGAGUGCUGCCGAUGAUUGUAACAUCUCGUUCGACAAGUGGCGGCUCGCACUACAAAAAGAAUUUACCGAAACGCUGGCCAGGACUCAGGGCGAGCCGGGGACAGGAAAUAUCCGCGGGAUUGGUGCCGAGAAGAGAAUCGAGCUGGUAGAGCUUGAUGGCGUCGGCGUGGUAGAGUUGUUCCAGGUGUCGGCUAGAUUUCCAGGCCCGACAACGCCGAGAGAUUUCGUGACGCUGCUCCUCAUGCCCGACCAUGCUUCUUCAGACCCAACGGGCGAGCAAAAACGAGGAAAAGGACGAAAACCGAGGCAGUUCAUGCUUGUGUCUAAGCCAUGCCAGCACCCUGACUGCCCGCCAAGGUCGGGAUUCAUACGCGGCCAGUACGAAUCGGUGGAGGUAAUCCGGGAAAUACCACUGAACACGCCACUGAGGAGGACGAGGUCCUCUGUUGACGUAAUCCGGGAAGAUUUGACGAAACCUAUUGCAAGCGGUACUGAACACAGUCGCAUAACCAGAGAAGCCAUGUCGCGUUCGGCUAGCAAGGAAGACGGUGCAGCGGAAUACGAAGACAGCUUCCCGCUGGGAGACGAAGAGGUGGAGCAAGAGAUGGCGAUCGAGUGGCUCAUGGUGACUCGAAGCGACCCAGGCGGCAGCGUUCCUCGGUUCAUGGUCGAAAGGGGCACUCCCGGAGGUAUUCUUAACGAUGCUAAUAAGUUUCUCGAAUGGCUAUCUACCAAGAGCAUGGAAGACAUUGCCACUGGCAAUCAAAAUGAGCAGGAACUGACAGAGGAGGACGGAGUUGAAGCCCCAUCGGCUCAGAAGGAGCAACAGGGAGAAAAAGAACCAACCGAGAUCCCCGCCCGCACCAUUGGUGCUGAACAAGAGCCCCGCGGCACAAGAUCACAAAAUACAGAGCCUCAGCCCUCGGGAUUCUAUGGGAUGAUUGCGGGUGCGCUAGAGGCAGCUGGCUCAGCAGUCGUUAACAAAAUGUAUACCCUUGCGUCGACACCGGUAACUGGGUCGGAAGGCAACGACAGCGAUGCCGAGAGCGACAUCUCAUCUACGGAGCUCAGCUACGCGUCGGCUGAGGAGGGCGAAGACUACGCUAGCGAGCCACUUGAUAAGAGCUUUACGAACAACUCGUCGGCCGAACUGGAAUCAUCCACGCGGUCGGCGCGGUCUACUAUCUCAGAAGGCUCCAUGGUCACAUCGGCUACGCCUACGCAACAGUCAAAACAACACGAAAGGGAUCUUCGAAAGUUGCAGAAUCGCCGGCGGCGCGCUCAGGAGAAGUUGGAGAGAGCGCAGGAACGGCAGGCGGCCAAGAAGCAAAAAACCGGCAGCGAAGGUGCAGAGAACGAUAAGGAGGCACAGGCGAUCGCGCAGUUGCGCGAGAAGCACGAACGCGAGCUAGCCAAGCAAGAAGAACGAUAUCAGCGGGAUCUCCGGCGGCUGGCAGAGAAGCGGCGUGCAGAGGAGAAGAAGGCCGAGGAACGCCAGCGCAAGGCUACCGAGCGCGAAGAACGUCAGAAUCUCCAGCGGGAACUCGAGCGUACUCGUGCAGACCGCGACUUGGCGCUCAAGGAAAUUGAGAUUCUUAAAGACCAGGUCGGCCAGCUCCAGAGCCAGAAUACAAGGUUGGUAGCGCAGAUAGGGAGGGAAAGUAAGGGGUCUCUUGUGCUGUGAGAGAUUAAUGAGGAUCAAGAGAAGCAACCACGGUCUCUCCACGUUGGCGAGUAGAGGACGGAUCGAGGGAUAAAGUAUAAAACGCAGAGUAUUAUUCUUGCUAUGAAUGUUGUUAUUCUUCGCUGCCGCUAUUCUUUCUGUAGCUAUUCUGCGCUGCUGCUGCUGCUGCUGCGAUUCAAUUCAGUUAGCGAGCAUGUAAGGAAUGUUGUUUACUUUUUUUGCCCAACCCAACCCAUCCAACUCCCUCUCCAGCCCCUUUUAUUUUAUAACCCCCAUUGUUUAGCCCCGAAAGGAGAAACGAUUUGCACACCUUAAUUCAAUUACCUAGGUAGCCAAAUAAAAAAUGGAUGGAAAGUCC